This is a messenger RNA of Phymastichus coffea, 5842 nucleotides long. It is a transcript of the gene Tusp, whose product is annotated as tubby-related protein 4-like. The transcript is spliced from 17 exons. The record is from RefSeq and is a predicted model, not a curated record. NCBI's taxonomy places the organism in Eukaryota, Metazoa, Arthropoda, Insecta, Hymenoptera, Eulophidae. Gene Ontology annotation, molecular function: protein binding. Bases 445 to 4788 code for a protein of 1447 amino acids.
CGUCCACAGAGCGAGAAACCGAUGUGCGACGACGAGGCCUGAGAAACAUGGCGGACGAACAACAAAGCUCGUCCUCGUCGUCGUCGCCGUCGUCGUCGUCGUCGUCGUCGUCGCCGUCGCCGUCGUCGUCCUCGUCGUCCUCGUCGUCCUCGUCGUCGCCGUCGCCGUCGCCGUCGUCGUCGUCGUCGUCGUCGUCGUCGUCGUCGUCGUCGUCGUCGUCGUCGUCGUCGUCGUCGUCGUCGUCGUCGUCGUCGUCGUCGUCGUCGUCGUCGUCGUCGUCGUCGUCGUCGUCGCCGUCGCCGUCGCCGUCGCCGUCGCCGUCGCCGUCGCCGUCGUUGUUAUCGUCGUUGUCGUCCUCACCGCGCUCGUGCGUCGUCGACACGUAGCGCAGUAGGCUAGCGAGUGAUUCUGUGCCACGAGUGCCACGAGAAACGCUACGGGAGGAUGCAUUUGUACUUCGAGAAGAACGCCAACGCCAAGUGCGAUUGUAACAUCCUCUCGCUCAGCUGGAUGGGUAAACUGCCCGACGAGCUGCAGGAGGACGAGAGCUGGAAGCUGUACAGGCGCAAGUACUACCAGGAGGGCUGGCUGGCGAGCGGCAACGCGCGCGGCCUCGUCGGCGUCACCUACACCACCUCGCACUGCCGCACCAGAGUGCCCGAGCUGCCGCUGCGGGCCAAUUACAACCUUCGCGGGCACAGGAGCGAGGUGAUCCUGGUAAAAUGGAACGAGCCGUACCAGAAGUUGGCCUCGUGCGACAGCACGGGAGUGAUCUUCGUCUGGAUCAAGUACGACGGGCGAUGGAGCAUCGAGUUGAUCAACGACCGCAACACGCCCGUCACGCACUUCUCCUGGUCGCACGACGGACGUAUGGCGCUCAUUUGCUAUAAGGAUGGCUUCGUGCUGGUGGGUAGCGUGGCGGGCCAGCGCUAUUGGUCGUCGAUGCUCAACCACAAGGCCGUCAUAACGUGCGGCAUCUGGACGCCCGAUGAUCAGCAGGUUUACUUCGGCACGACAGCCGGCCAGCUCAUCGUUAUGGACGUUCACGGCGCUAUGGUCUCCGAGGUUCAACUUGGUGCCGGUGUGACGUCGAUGGCGUGGUCAGCGGAAAAGUUCAAAUUAGAGGAGGACGACGAGGAGGACAACAACGAGGACGAGGAGGAGCGCGAGGAGGAGCGGGAGGAGGAGCGGGAGGAGGAGGCUACGCCCGCGAAGUCCAGCCGUUCGCGAGUUUUCGUGCUGGCGGUGUGUCUGGCCGACGGCUCGGUCGUUCUGCUUCGCUCGUUCGACGACGUCUCGCCGGUGACCAUUCACACGGGACUGCGACCGCCGCUGCACGCCGAGUGGAGCAACUCGCGCACGGUGCUCGCUGUCGCCGGCAGCAAGGACCAAGAGCAGUGCUACCAAAGCUCCGAGUACACGAAUCUGCUCAAGUUCUACUCCGACAACGGAGUGCUCACCUACACCAUCGUCAUACCCCACACGCAGAGUCCGGUGACCGCGAUGACGUGGGGUCACAACGACCGUCGGCUGUUCAUCGCCACGGGCACCCACGUUCACGCUGCUUGGGUAUCCAGAGGAGUGGGCUCGCUGCAGCUGCUAUCGAGGCUGGCUUUAAAGGCAGCCUUAACUAAGGAGUCGUCAGUACAACAGCUGCCACUGCCACCGAGACUCAAGGCACUGGUGUCGGGUCUCUUCGCCAGCACUAUCCGCUCGUGCGUCCCCAAGCCGCAGGAGCUGCGGCAUUUCGUGUCACGUCCACCGCCGUUGGGCGGUCGCCUGCACUGCACGAUGCUACGCAAUCCGGGUGACCCGCCGCACAGCUACACACUGUACGUGGAGUAUCUCGGCGGGCUGGUGCCACUACUGAAGGGUCGUCGCACGAGCAAGAUCCGCCCGGAAUUCGUGAUUUUCGAUCCGGAAAUGGGCCACGAGGUGACCGCCGGCGAGCCGACGAGCGGUGCCGGCACCUACGAGCAGCUGGCGACAGCCACACUGGCCUCCUGCAGCGACGACUCGGACAGCGAGCGCGACAGUACCGCGGAGCUAUGCGGUGGCUCGCCGAGGUUCAUGCGCAAAAACCGACGCAAGUGCAGCGGCUUUUACGAAAGGACUGGCUGUCACAGCGACGACGCCGAGGUCAACUACGUCGACACUUUGCCGGAGAAUGCGAAGCUGGUGGAGGUUACCUCGAACAUUUGGGGCACCAAGUUCAAGUUCCACGGACUGACCGACUCCGUCCCGGCGAAUCUCGGCCGCGUCACAUACCGGCCGUCGCUACUGCAUCUGCAACCGAGACAGAUGACUCUUGUCAUCACCGAGCUAAGCGACAACUUGCCCGCAGGUCCCGACCCUACGUUCAACCCCAACCUGUUCUCCGAGGACGAAGAGGAUAGCGCCCAGUCGGACGGGUGUUGCGCCAUCAACGUCCAGCAGCACCAGCAGCUGCAGCAGCAGCAGCAGCAGCAGCAGCAGCAGCAGCAGCAGCAGCAGCAGCAACAGCAGCAACAGCAGCAGCAGCAGCAGCAGCAGCAGCAGCAGCAGCAGCAGCAGCAGCAGCAGCAGCAGCAGCAGCAGCAGCAGCAGCAGCAGCAGCAGCAGCAGCAGCAGGAGCAGCAGCAGCAGCAGGAGCAGCAGCAACAACAGCUGCAUAUGCCGCAGCAGCAGCAGCAACAACAGCUGCAUAUGCCGCAGCAGCAAGAGCAGCAGCAGCCGGUCCUGCCGAUCAUAGCGCCAAUGACGAACUCGCGAGGCUGCAGUCGCGCGACCGGCCAAACGAUUGCGGUUACGUCGCUGCCCGUCGUCACCGAGGCGCACACGCAACUCGAGGACGAGUUCGGCCUCGUAGCGAGCUACUGCGAUACGGUGCGCGCCGUCGCUGGUCCGCAUCAUCAUCGUAGCGCCUACGCGCCAAGAUGCUACGACGUGCCGGCGCUGCAGAGCCCGAAGAACACCGUGGCACCGACGCAGAUUCUCAUCGCCAGCUCGAGUCCGGCUGCCACGCUGGGCGAAUACGGGAACGGCGUGCAACGAAUGAAGAGCUCGCUGGCGGACCAGCACGGUGCCAUGAGCAGUUUGAUCAAGAAGGAUUGCGAGCUGGUAAUCGGCAACGGCAAUAGUAAACUGGUGUACGCGCCAAGUUUAUACACGCCUCGCUCGAGCGGAGGGCCAUCGUCGACGCAGUGCUGUUUGCAGUCACCUCAACCGCGACAACCAUCGCUCAAUUAUGCUUACACCAAUGGCAUCGCCAGCAAUAACAAUCACAAUAGCAAUAGCAAUAGUGAGCAGUACAAAGCUGUUGCAGCUGCUAAUAACAACAGCAGCAGCAUCGUGCAUUCGAAGAAUAGUUUCAAUGCUGCCGAGGUGAAUGGCCUCAUCGUUAGUGGUGUGCUGGCUAAAGUGGCGAGCAAUGGCACCGCUAGCUCGAUUGCGGACGAGACUGACGAGCAGCCGGACAACGUAUCGGCGCUUAAGAGUCAGUUCCAGUUCCAAGCGGUGCAUCGCACUCCAACAGUAGUGAGCAUCGGACCAACGCAAUUCUCAACCAACUCGAUAGUGCGCAGCUGCAGCGUGGGCUAUCUCGACCUCGUCGACGCGCAAAUCGUGCCUUGUGACGUUGCGCUGAACAUGCUGCGCAAAGACGCGCCCAACAAGCGACUUUUUCUCAUCUCCAAGAAGAGCAAGAGAAGACGACGUUGUAGUAAGGAUAACAACGUGAAAGAGGCAAACAACGGUAGCGGCAACGGCAGCGUCAGCGUCAGCGGCAGCAACAGCACCAGCAACAGCAACAGCACCGUCAUACAUAGAACGACGAAGCCACGGCUAGGCGAUUGCGGCAAGUCGCGCAGUCUUGACUCGAGCGAGUUAUUCCCAUCGACGGAACAGAUUAUUGCGAUGCCACCACAACUGACCGAACACGCAGAGGAGACGUCAUCAACUGCGUCGAUUAGCGAAGCUGCUCAAAAUGAAAUUAAUAUGCGCAAGGAAGCCAUCAAUCAAAUGGAAUCGCGCCGUGUUAAAGAAACUAUCGAAGCACUGUCUAGAGCUGCUCAGUUGGAGUGUGUUAAUCAGAAGCAAACAACGGCAAAUGCUGCUAAUGCUGCUAGUUCCGAGAUGUCAUGCUUGUCAUCUAUUAAAGGAUCCAGCGUCAGUACAUCCAUGACGUCGUCCCUGGACGGUUUGGCUUCGAGACUAGAUGGUCUGGCAGUGAAACUUGGCGAGUUAGAGGACUGUCACUCGCUUCCACCACCGUCGCCUCGACCAUCUACGAGAUUACCAAGAAGCUCUUCAAGUAGUCCCGCAACCUCAAAGAAGAGCAAACGAGCCGCCUCGGCUUCACCGAUCAGGAGGCGACUGCUAUCGAGUCCCCUGCUGAACAGGAAAUCGCGCAAAAAUCGUAAUGAAAGUUCGGACGAGGAGGGUCUUAUAGGACAGGACGACACCUCGGACUACCGUGAUCUUGAGACUUUCCAAAAGGCACAGCUUCGGCAAAAGUUGAAAAAGAGGGGUGGUCACUACGGAUACGAGUCCGCAGCAACCAAGAGAGAAAUUAUAAUGCAUAACAAGGCACCAAUGUGGAAUGAAGCUAAUCAAGUUUAUCAACUCGAUUUCGGAGGUAGAGUCACUCAAGAGAGUGCCAAAAACUUUCAGAUUGAGUUUCGGGGAAAUCAGGUGAUGCAGUUUGGAAGAAUCCAAGGAAACGCUUACACUCUAGAUUUUCAGUAUCCGUUUAGCGCUAUACAAGCCUUUGCCGUUGCACUGGCAAGUGUCACGCAGAGGUUAAAGUAAACCCAAAAGAAAAAUGUAAAUUUUUUGCGUUGGGCUUAAAUAUGCAUACUCUGACAGGUAUAUACAUAACAUACAACGUAUUUUUUUAAAUUAAUGUUUACACAUAAAUAUUCAUGUAUUCUCCGUCAUUCUCAAAACAAAAUAUUCUCCAUUGCACUGAGAGAAGUUACAUAGUCAACCAAGUUUUUUUGUUCAAAAAAAAGAUCUCCUUAGAGUUUUUGCGUUCAUUUACAUAAUGGAUAAUUGUAGAAAAAUGACCAGAAAAACUAAAAAAUGUUAAAAUUGUAAUAUUCUUAUAAAAUAGUUAAGAAACAACUUUAUUUGGUCGAGCUAACUAUUUCUCUCAGUGUCUCACUCAGAAAAAAGUUGAAGAGAACAUGCACACACACCGACAUUUCGAUUACAAAAUUUUUCGAAAGUAAAGUCGUUAAGUAUUACCACUGUCAGGGUUUUAGUUUUUUCCAGUGUAAUCAACACCAGCCUAAUUGUAGUAUUAUGAUUGUAAUAGCACGUAUUGGCUGACCAAGGCCUUGUCUAACUCAUAGACAAAUUGGUAUAGUAACACAAUUAAUUUCAUGCGAUAUAAAUUACACAAAAAUUAUUCUUGCAGUGAAAUACAGAUUUAAAAAAAAUAAUAGCAUUUUGAAAGUUAAUCAAAUGAAUCUUGAAUAUUUUGGAAACUCAGGAGAAAAAGGUAUUGUAGCAAGUAAAGAGAGCUCUGUGUUAUUACUUAGUCGUAUGUAGGUAUUUUUACGCAAGUGAUUUGCAAGGUCCGAUGAUUAAGCGAGAUUUAUAAGCGCUAUACGCGCGUAAAGUUUUGUACAUAGAAAACAAUAACUUGAUAAAAGGAGGAAACAAAAAUAAGAAUCUCGAGCAAUUCUGCAAAACCCAUCGUCGAUGAGAUGCUUUAUAAUUCUCGUAACCGUCCAAGACGUUUUAUGUUGAAAAAGUCCCGUUUUUAACGUAAAUAAACGGCAUCGACGUGGCGCGUAACAAGCGAGAUACAUUCGUAUAAUUUAUUAGCAUUCUUGACUUAAUACGUUAAUAUUAUUAU